This is a messenger RNA of Onychostoma macrolepis, 886 nucleotides long. RefSeq names its product zinc finger protein 22-like. Gene Ontology annotation, biological process: regulation of transcription by RNA polymerase II. The record is from RefSeq and is a predicted model, not a curated record. The coding region runs from base 374 to 886 and encodes 170 amino acids. NCBI's taxonomy places the organism in Eukaryota, Metazoa, Chordata, Actinopteri, Cypriniformes, Cyprinidae. Gene Ontology annotation, molecular function: DNA-binding transcription factor activity, RNA polymerase II-specific; RNA polymerase II cis-regulatory region sequence-specific DNA binding. The transcript is spliced from 3 exons. Gene Ontology annotation, cellular component: transcription regulator complex; PcG protein complex.
UUUACCAUUAAUAUACAAAAGAGCAAAACGACAACGAGCAGAAGAGAGAAGCCGGGAGUCGAGUGUUGAAUUGUGUGAUGUUUUCACCGGAUGCCGAAUAUUUACAUGUGACAGAGGUUCCUAGUUUACAGAGUUUGACUUUAUACAGCUUUUCAUGUCUCAACAGUUCAGCAAUAAAGGUUUGGGAAUAUUUACAUCAUUCUCAGGAGAAACUCCAGGUGUAGCAGCUGAAAACUAUGCCAUACUACUAAAGACUUAGUUUAUUUUAAAGAGGAGAUCGACGACAUGAGUCCAGAAUAACACAUGAAGACACUGAGGAACAAACAGGUACAAACUCCAGGUGCAGCAGCUGAAAUCUGUCUGACUGUUAAAGAUGGAGUUUAUUAAAGAGGAGAUUGAAGACAUGAGUGAUCCAGAACCAUCCAGAAUAAAACAAGAAGAUACUGAAGAACAAACAGACUGGAUAGAAGUAAAACAACAAAGACAUGAGGUGGAUGAAGUGAAGAAGGAACACUGUAAAAUUAAAGGCAAACAGCUACAGACCUGCUCUCAGUGUGGAAAGAGUUUCAGACGCAACGGAGACCUUAAAAGACACAUGAGAGUCCACACUGGAGAGAAACCGUACACAUGCCCUCAGUGUGGAAAGAGUUUUGCUGAUGCAUCAAAUCUCCGUUAUCAUCUGCACAUUCACUCUGGAGAAAAACCAUUUAACUGUGAUCAGUGUGAUAAAAAGUUUAUUUCAUCAUCAAGUCUAAAAGCACACAUGACAGUUCAUUUAGCUGAGAAACCUCAUGUGUGUUCUUUCUGUGGAAAGAGUUUUUCAUGGCUGACCAGUUAUAAACAGCACCAGAAAAUACAUGACGAAGUGAGAGAUCAUGUGUUGUGA